Messenger RNA from Odontomachus brunneus, 4925 nucleotides. RefSeq lists its product as uncharacterized. Lineage: Eukaryota; Metazoa; Arthropoda; Insecta; Hymenoptera; Formicidae. The record is from RefSeq and is a predicted model, not a curated record. The transcript has 4 exons. Bases 3837 to 4415 code for a protein of 192 amino acids.
GAGAGAGAGAGAGAGAGAGAGAGAGAGAGAGAGAGAGGGAGAGAGAGAGAGAGAAAGAGCGAGAGAGAAAUAUCGCGGCGUAAGACGCGACAGAGAUCGGACAGAAGAGAGUUACAGGCGUAAAUGGAAAGGGCGAAAUUCAUCGCGAUCAAAUCAGAGCCGGCCGAGAAUCGCGAGAUCGCGAUCUCCACGCGCGAAAUCAACGUGGCUGUUGAUUGACAAACAGGUGAUAUCCAAACCGUAUGUCUAAAAUCAACGAAGUCUCACUUCUCCCAAGAGAAUACAUCUGCGCUUUCUUCUUCUCUCCGAAUAAAUCGCUCAACGAGUCGUUGAGAGAACAUCUUGAAAGGGACAUCUCGAAUUUCGCGAGUGGGACGCGGAAGUUUACGAGUGUCACGGCUAGCCCUUCCGUUAGAACGGUCCAAGAUUGAAUUAAAGUCGGUCCCGUCUUACGGCGACGGUGAGACAUGAGAGACGUGAACGCCGGUGGAAGAGGACGAGCUGUUUACUUUAAGCGACAUUAAGUGACGCGCAAUUACGGAAAAUGGAAAGCCCGUCGUGGAGGCUCCUUGCGCGAGUUUUUCCGCGUCCCACGCGUCAGCGCGGAUCUCGGGGUGUCUCCGGGCCGGCUCUGGAUUGAACGUUGAGCAAAAGUGCCUUUUGUUGUUGCGCGUUUCGUAUCUUUCGUCAUUUGCCGGACACCGACGCGUCGGACCUCCUGGUUCUGUGUGCACUUCCUUUGCGUCUUCGUACCUCCGCGCCGGAGCAAAACGCGCGUUCAUCGAGCGCAUCGUGAAGCGGAAGAUCUCGAGUGAUCGCAUUUAUUCGCGAAUGUCAGUUUAAAGAGUGCUCUCUCCGCGUUUAUCGGGACGACGCAUCUUCAGUUUCUGACACUUCCUCGUCCGUUUGUUCACUCUUCUGUUCGUUUCUACGACUGAAAGGCUGAAAUCGCGAACUAAUCUUACUUAUACAUAUAUAUAUAUAUAUAUAUACAUAUACACACAUAUAUAUAACAUGUAAGUUCUUCGCAUUAAUCUUAAGGGGUAUACACCUUCUCAAACUAGAAGUUACUCUAUGUAUUAUCUCGAUUGUAAUUUUGUUGUUUACUAUAAUAGAUUUACGAAGCACAAUUCCUUUUUCGUGGGACGUGUCUGUGUUACAGCGGAAGAUAUCCGCGCUCCGGAUACGCGAGACGUCCUCAAAUAAGUGGUACAAUUAUUCUACGUAGCGUGCAAACGUUCCAAUCGGUCGCGAGUUUCUCAGAUUUAAGUAGACGCACGACUCGAUUAAACUCAAUUAGACAGAAGAGAGAGAGAGAGAGAGGAAGAGGGAGAGAGAGAUCUUCGUCUUUUGGGGGAGCAGCGCACGGGGGAAGAUUUCGCCUAGAGAAUUAUUUUAUUAUCGCGUUCGUUUUGCGCUAUCUCACUUCUCGAGCCACGGAAAUUGUUAUAAUAGAUCGCUCGUUUGACAGACACAUACACAUACAAUUCGUAUUAAAUCAUUGCGAACUAACAAAGCAGUGGUUACAUAACAAUGUAAAUAGAAAUGCGUUCCCUUCCACACGCGUUUGUACACAGAAAGACCAAUAGACACCGAGCGUGCAUGAUUCAACGAUGACUAUCUGAAUUGAAUUGAAUCAACGUUGCGUUAUUGAACUUUGAUAGCGAGAGAGAGAGAGAGAGAGAGAGAGAGGAAUCUCCGUACUCACACAUACACGGGGAGAAUUUUGCAGUGAGAGUUAUAGAAUUUCGCAACUAAGGAACAGAUCGACAUCCUGUAGUAAUUGGUUAUCCUGUCGUUUCAUAUGCGCUGUUUACAUUUCAGGAACUGAAAUAUUAAAGCGUUUGCUAUGUUUCUAGCGAAAUUAACUAUGCUAACAAGAUAGAGCUUAUUGACAAUCCAUUUCUAUACACUGCUGGAAACAGUAAAACUGUGGAGAAUUUAUAUGAAAAAAGAAAAAAACUACAAUACUCUCCCCGUAGAGAAUACUAGAUAGAGAAUAUACUGAUAUCCUGCAGAGAGAGUAAUUAGCUCUCCUCCCAUUUCAUAUGUGCUAUUUAUAUUUCAGGAAUUGAAAUGUGCUAUUAAAAAAGUUUGCCACGUUUCUAGCGAAGUUUACUAUGUUUCUUAGCAAGAUAAACCUCAUUGACAGUAUUCUUGUAUGUCUGGGAACGUAGUAAAGUUUCGUAGUAAAACUGAAAAGAAUUUAUAUGGAAAGAAACUAUUAUUAUUGUUAUUCUCUCCGUGUAUGCACGUGUAUACACACACACACACACACACACACACACAUAUGUACGUAUUGUAUUGCUAUGACUAAUUCUGCCCAUUGGUCAUAGCUACGACAGGAAAAGGAACCGUCGUUUCGCAUUAUGCGCGAACAUAAUAGCGAGGAAUGAGGGAGUUCCAAAGAUGAAAAUAUAUGGCACGAAAUACGCGGAAUAUGCGGAAACUAUGAUGUGCUGACCUCAACGCGUGACUAUGCAGAAAAGAAGGAGAGAGAGAGAGAGAGAGGGGAAAGGAAGAAAGAUGAUAAGGAGUCAAUGAAUUUUCUUGUACACUGCUGAAUCUCGUCUAAAUUCCUGCCGAAGUUUUCAAGUGUAAUUAAGGUUAAAUUAAAAGGAUAAAACGACUGCGUUCCGUUCAUCCGCGCUACGACGUCGAGUGUAUCGUGAUGCGACACGAAGUACAAGCGAAUAUAAGCCGCGAGACGAUGGGAUAGGUAACUGUUGGAACAAUUUAAAGGAUAUCGCCUCUAUUCACCGCAAAAUUUACGGUGCGCGGGAUACACGUCGUCGCGUUGGCAGAUUUACGAGGGGCAGCGCGGCCGGGCGGGAUACUAUACGGUAUCACGGCCUUCGUUUAUCGUAUCGCGUUACCGUAAUUGAUGUCAUGCUUAUCCCGCUGGUUCCGCCCUGCCAAGGACGUAUUCCCGCGCGUGGUGGCUACAGAUUAUUAAUAUUAUCAUUAUCACGAUUAUAUAUUAUGAUUACAUGUUAUGAAGUACCGUCAAACACACACAUACACACACGGUGAGGAAAUUGUUAUGUCGUAAUUACCAUUGCCGACGCGCAAUUAUUACGUGCUGCUAUAUUGCGAUUACCAUUACUACUACUUCUACUACUACUAUUACUACUACUACUAUUGUGUAGUUAUUUUAAACGAAAUUUGAAAGCUUUCUUAUUGCGAUUUCUCUAUUGUACCACUUAUAUAUACAUUUGACGCACGAUUUUUCGAGAAUAAAUAUUUAUGAAACGCUCCAUUCUUAAUGAACGACUUGUUUUUCCACGCUCGACACGACGCUGCGGCCAUCCCGUUCUGUCGACCGAUGAUGUAAAAAUUUCUACUUUUUCUUUUUUAUCUUGUUUCUUCCUUAUUGUGCGACUAUAUGUAGACCAGCCGCUGUCUGUGAAUCGUUUCGAUACAUCUCGCGUCGCGUCAUAAAAGUCGGGGUGGGAAAAAAUCGAGAGCUACCUCGCCCGUUAAUUUAGCCGGCUCGCGAGACACAAAGAGUCGAGAUACUUUUAAUUAAUGAACAUGCCGUUAAUGCGGAAUAUAAGGUUAUGUCGGCCGGUGCUGUUUUCCACUUUCUACAUAACAUCGGUCUCUCCUGGAACUUCGCUGCAUCGACUCCGGGCCAGAGGGCGGAUGCGAUGACGUAUCGACCGGCCGAGGUCAAGCGAGGUCACCAAAGUUCAUAGCGCGCUUGAUGCAAAAGUACCAGCGUCAGUCCGCACCGUCGAUCGACACCAAAAAACAUUCGAUUUGCCGGCACGCGACUCGCGUGCUCUCGUCGAGGAACAUCGACCAUCUCCGCGUCGCGGAUUUUUAUUGCAAAGAUGAUCGGGGCUAUGCCAGCGGUGGCUGUUCGCCAUGAGCGCAGGAGGCAAGAAAAAAGGCUGAAGCGGCCGAGUCAGCUCUAUCUGAGUGGGCAAUGGCUACCACCCCUCCAGGGCUCACCACCCACCCCCAGUCCGCAUGGUCACAACAAUCUGGAGCCCAGACCCGAGCUCUACUUAUGCGGCAAGAUAUCUGGGCUACACGCCGUGGUGGUGUGCCUGUUGUUGGGCGCGGUGGUGCUUGUAGUCGGUCUCGUCCAACUUGCACCGGGAGCAACGACCACCAACCACAGGUUGGCGUUACUCGUGGCGGGUACUGCCCUACUUAUAAUGGGUUUCGUCCUGGCCGCCGUGAGAUGUUACGUGAUACACUGCUUACCGUUCCCAGUGGAGUCGCCGGUCGCUACUCCCAUUCCGCAGCCGACGAGUGAGCCUCAGGCAGCCGUGCACAAGGGCACCUUGGACCUCCUGGUGGGCCAUCAGAGUCAGCCAGAGACCGACGCGCUGAUGCAGCAUCAUCAUCACAAUAACCAUCGGAUCAAACGCAGUUCUCAGGGCUCGCACUCCGAAGAGGCCUAAGAUACAUAGGGAGUGGGGAUCGAAAACGAGAGGGAAAGAGAAAAAGAGGAGGAUCGAGUCCUAGAUUGGACGCAAGCACGAAGGGAUGAUUUCGAUUUCGCGAAUGAGUCCAGACCGGACGAGAGAGGAGUGGUUGGAAAGCUAAGGAGAAAUUUCUCGGGAGGAAGGAGGACAUCGCCAUUCUUUCUUAACACCUUCGAUGUACGCGGAGUCUUCCGGAAAGUUGCGUUUUCUUCCCCCUCGGACGACGUGCGCGGGGAAUAAGGACGAACAAGACAUCAGCAUUAACACGUUCGCUGCCCAUCACGCGCCAGCGCGCGAGAGAUCUAUAUGUUCAAAGUAAGCUGGCCCAUUGGACUUUCAGGGGUAGUGUGCCGUUUCAGAUGGGCAGCGAACGUGUUAAUCAGGCGGACGAACCACGCGUUUUAGAAGUACAUUAAACAGACUGAUCGGUAAAUUAUUAACGACACCCGACAAGCGGUGAGAGCAGAUCUCAAUCUCCGGUGCUCG